Molecule: messenger RNA, 1616 nt
Organism: Silurus meridionalis
Lineage: Eukaryota; Metazoa; Chordata; Actinopteri; Siluriformes; Siluridae
Gene: decr2
Product: 2,4-dienoyl CoA reductase 2, peroxisomal
Exons: 9
Coding region: 209-1087 (292 amino acids)
Biological process (GO): fatty acid catabolic process
Molecular function (GO): 2,4-dienoyl-CoA reductase (NADPH) activity
Source: RefSeq, a predicted model, not a curated record
CGAGCCCAUGACGUCAUCAGCCUGGUCCAAAGUCCGGUGUGAACCCGGUUGUGUUGUAUUACAGCAGAAGGUUUUAGGAGCAGGAUCGCGUUGGUGGCUGCUGGUUUCUUCUGUGCUGCUGGUGGUGUUUGUAAAGGUGCGCUGAGAAGAUCAUCUUCACCUGCAGUGGGUUCCGUCUCCAUAGCGAGCGGUGUAGCGGAGCGGAACAAUGGCCGAACCUCCGGAGGAUCUCCACACUGACGACUGUCUCACCUCCUACACACACAUCUACAGCCAGGACCUGCUCAGGGAUCACGUGGCCUUCGUCACGGGCGGGGGCUCAGGCAUCGGCUUCCGCACCGCUGAGAUCCUGAUGAGGCACGGCUGCGACACGGCGAUCGCCAGCAGGAACCUGGACAAGCUCACUGAGGCGGCGAAGAAGCUCACGUGCGCGACGGGGCGACGCUGCCUGGCCCUGCAGAUGGACGUGCGUCAGCCGGACUCCGUCUCCGCCGCCGUGGACGAGACACUGAAGGAGUUCGGACGUCUCGAUAUCCUCGUCAACAACGCGGCGGGGAACUUCCUGUGUCCGGCGUCCGCUCUGUCCUUCAACGCCUUCAGGACGGUGAUGGAGAUCGACACCAUGGGGACCUUCAACACCAGCAAAGUCGUCUACGAAAAAUGGCUCAAGGAUCAUGGAGGCUCCAUCGUGAACAUCUCGGCGACGCUCGGAUACAGAGGCCAGGCGCUGCAGGUGCACGCUGGGUCGGCGAAGGCCGCCAACGAUGCCAUGACGAGACACUUGGCGGUAGAAUGGGGCCCCAGUGGCGUGAGGGUGAACACCGUGGCCCCGGGGCCGAUCUCCGGAACCGAGGGUUAUCGCAAACUCGGUGGCUCUCACGCCGAGAGCGCCGGCGUUUUCCGGACCAUUCCGCUGCAGAGGGCUGGAAAUAAAACGGAAAUGGCGCACGCCGUGCUUUUCCUGGCGAGCCGCGCGGCGUCGUACGUCACCGGUGCCACCGUGGUGGCGGACGGAGGGGCGUGGCUUACCUCGGCCAAUGACGUGGAGCGCCUGCUGGGUAUACACUCUCGCUCUGCUAAACUCUGAGAGGCAGUACUGCACGCAGGUCUCUGGUCACAGGAGAAAAGAGGAGACAAAUCCACCUGAAAAAAACCUGAAUUCUGAUCAUUAAAAUGUGUUUAAGAAUGCGAAAUACUGUCCACACCCUGCUGUUCUUCUUCACCUUUAUAGCAGGUAUAAAUCCCGUACCUGAUGUGCCUUCUGGAGAUAUGCAGUGUGUACUUGUGAUUAUUGCUGACUGGAAAUGGGAACAUCAGGCAUCCUUGGAUCCUGGAGGGUUCUUUGUUUUGGGAUACACUGUAAUGAAGCUGCAGUUUUUAUUAUUAUUAAUAUCAUCAGCAUUAUUUCUAUACAUUCCUCCCAAAGAACCCAUUUUUAAUACAUUUCAUAUAAGUGUCCAGGUCAUGAUUUCCACCAUCGUAACACCACUGGAGAACCGAGGACCCCUCAAAACCCAUUUGAAGGUCGAGUGCUGUAGAUGUAAUGCUUAGAAAACAUUAAUGUACAUAUAAUUUCUCUACGUUCACUUCCAUAAUAAAACUUGUAAUUCUUCCCA